AUGUCGCACCUACCGAGUAGAUCCCGCCCGUCUCGAAAGCCAGCCGAAGCCGAUCUUCGCGCUACAAUGAAUCGAUCGGAAUCCAUGGACCCUUCUGUUCCGCAUUUCGUUCCUUCUCAGCCAAGGCACAAAAAGAGAGAUAGCAUCUCAAGCUCUGGUCCCUCCGUCACCAGUCCACCAUCAACCAGAGGUCACAGAGCAGAAGUUAUCGACAAUCGAACUGUCUCUCAAAGUCUUCAGGACUGGAUGGAGAAUAGAGUGUCAGAUAUCAUCAAGACAAUCUGUGAGACUACAUCUAUCCCACAAAAAGUUCAACACAAGGUCAGCAUCGAACUUCAAAACCUUGUUGUAGACUUCGCCGCUCAACAAGUCUUCGUUACUAAAACCGAAGAACAAUACAUGAACCAAGUCAAAGAUCUCGAGCGCCAGCUUCUGGAGGCUUCCAGCGAUUUCUCGGAUGAGUCUGGUGAACCAACUCGUCGUGAAUUACUUGCCAUCAUUGCUUCUCAACGUGAGGAGUUACAAGUCAAGGAAAACCAACUUAAUGGAAAGAGAAUCCUUUGGCUUGCAUCACAUCCGCCAGCUUCCCAACUGAGAUCAUCAGACACCAAUCCUUUUCGUCUUCCAGGCGGCGGCAGUCGAUCUCACUCACAAUUACAGUUGGAGGCUCCUCCUUCAUUUAACAAUUCGCAUUCUGGAUAUCGCAGUGGCGGCCCAACAUCGAUGACACGCCUCUCGAGAGCUUCCCUGGCAGCAAUGGAGAAUGCGGCCAUUGGAGACCAUAUGUCACCUACACAGGAGGAAUACGAUCGAGUCAAGGCAUCCGUAUCCGUAGCAGUUCCAGAUAGUGCUUUGGAGAAUGUUCCGUCCAUACUUAAUAUGCGAAAUACCAUGCGUAGCGAAACUGAAACUGUCAUUAAUCAUCGCCGCUCGCAAAUUAUGCCAUUGGUUCCAUAUAAGAGCCAACCUUCGAAUGUCCAUGACACGGGUAAGGAGUUCACAAACGACUUCGGUAAUCUCUUUGCGUCUAUGGAAGGAUGGUGCCGCGAAUAUGCUUGCGUUCCAAAUCUUGCAGGAGAUCGCAAUAUUGCCAGCACAAACCAGGAGCUGUGGAACUACAUGAUGGGCGUUACUUACCAUGAUCCUCAAAGUGCACAUAGCCAUGUCAUGGCUCUUUUAGGUAACGAGAACACUCGUUUCUGGUUUGUCAUGAGAUUGGCGCUUGAAUAUUGUUUCAAAAAAAUCAUGUGCAUCGAGACUUAUGAGAAGUAUAACCAAAGUGUUAAGGAACAUUUGGUCAGCCUUAGGGAGCGCCUUGCUGCUAAGCCUAGUAAGUUUUAUUUAAUUAUUCCUCCCCAUUACUCUGCAAAUUACUAAUCUGUUAUUAUCAGUCAUUUCAAAUGAAAAACGACAAGCUCUUAUUGCCGAGCAAACCGCAUUGAUCAAGUCAGUCAUUAACUCACCCGACUAUGUUACAUUCCGCAACGACAUGCUUGUUCACCAUACGAAGAGACUUCGUGACAUUCUUGGUCCUUUAAUGAACCAAGGAUGCUCACGCACAAAGGCCGGCGGAGAUCUCGGUGUAAUGAUCAUUUCCUCUAUGGAAAUAUGUGCUAAGAUGUGGACUGCUAAGUUGAGCUUCCAAAUCGUCUUUCCCGAUCUUCUAGGUGUUAAGUUUACAGCCGGUACCAUGACUCCAAAGGAUCAUCCUAGGGAUAAUCCAUAUCAGUUACAGACAAAGCAAAAGCGACUCAAGCUAGUCAUGACUCCUUCUAUUACCAUGCGCGAUGAUAACUCCAUCACGAUCAUCGCCAAGAAUCUUCAUAAGGCGAAUGUUCUUCUCAUGACAUAA
Sclerotinia trifoliorum is the source of this 1852-nucleotide messenger RNA. Lineage: Eukaryota; Fungi; Ascomycota; Leotiomycetes; Helotiales; Sclerotiniaceae. The record is from the annotation of a GenBank genome assembly.